Molecule: messenger RNA, 705 nt
Organism: Cylas formicarius (sweet potato weevil)
Lineage: Eukaryota; Metazoa; Arthropoda; Insecta; Coleoptera; Brentidae
Exons: 1
Coding region: 1-705 (234 amino acids)
Cellular component (GO): membrane
Source: RefSeq, a predicted model, not a curated record
AUGUGUCAGUGUCAGCUUCUCGUCAAGUUCCCAAAAAUGUGCUUCUGUUUCCCAGUAAAGGCGGUGAUUCCUUUGGUGAAACUAGUACUGGUGAUCAACUCCUGCGUACUCAUAGCAUUGGGUCUAGUAGGAAAAUUCGUCAUCAGCGGUAUUAGUGCCAUCUACGGUUACACGUAUUGUUUGAUAUCUGGAUCACUAUUGCUGAUCCUAUGUGCAUUAGGUUGCUUUUUCAUUAAGAUCAAUGUAAAAUUGAUGACGACGUUGUACAUCGCACUACUCGCAGCCGACUGCUGCCUGAACUUAUUGUUCUCCUCGUUCGUGUUGGACAGAGCCGUCAGAACCAACACGCAAGACACUAGGAAUUUUUUGGCAGACGUUUAUUUGAAAGCGCGGCGAGAACCGGAAGCGUUGCUUGUGGCGAUUGCACUCGGGAAACACUUUGAGUGUUGCGGAAUUGAAGGAGCUCAAGACGCGGUAGUUCGUCUUAACUCUGACAAUGAACUGUUGAUUUCUGGAUGUUGCAAAGAGCGGGAAAGGCGGUGUACUCGAAAGCAGGCGUUCAAGGAUGGUUGCAAGAAGAGAUUCGGAAAAUUUUACAAAGACGUUCUGCUUAUGAUGGGAAUAUUUUUGCUUUUCGCGGGAAUGGGCGUUUUCAUUUUGUUCCGGAUGAUGUUGACGCUUUGCCUGAAACCGACCAUGGUUUAG